Marmota monax (woodchuck) is the source of this 3278-nucleotide messenger RNA. Its product is annotated as probable RNA-binding protein 19. Gene Ontology annotation, molecular function: RNA binding. The record is from RefSeq and is a predicted model, not a curated record. NCBI's taxonomy places the organism in Eukaryota, Metazoa, Chordata, Mammalia, Rodentia, Sciuridae.
UGGCGCGCCCAGGGCUGCAGCAUGAAAGUUGUCCAGGGCAGUCGCUGUCCAGAGGUGCUGGAAUUACAACAGAGGGACCUGGUGCCAUGUCGCGACUGAUCGUGAAGAACCUCCCGAAUGGGGUGAAGGAGGAGCAGUUCAGGCAGCUCUUCAUCGCCUUCGGUGCGCUGACCGACUGCAGCCUCAAGUUCACCAAAGUUGGCAAGUUUGGCUUCAUCGGCUUCAAGUCCGAGGAGGAGGCCCAGGCUGCGCUGAACCACUUCAACAAGAGUUUUAUCGACACAUCCCGGAUCACAGUAGAGUUCUGCAAGUCCUUUGGGACUGAGCCCCGAGCCUGGAACAAACAUGCCCAGAGACCAAGGCAGCCCGAGCAGCCCUCACAAGGCUCUGUCACCCCGGAAAUUAAGAAGGAUGAUAAGGAGAAAAAGGCCCCACGUGAACUGGAGCAGAAGUGGACACAGGUGGCCACUUGGGCAAAUGAUGCCCUGGACACUGAGCCCCCAAUAGGGAAGAGCAAGCCAACCAGUGACUACCUGAACUUUGACUCCGAUUCUGGGCAGGAGUGUGAGGAGGAGGCUGCUGAGGAGGAGCUGGUAGGCAGCUGCCCAGCGGGGGCUGUCAGACAUGGAGUACCUGAAUCCAAGAUGGUGGCAGCCGAGUCCUCUUCCUCAGAGGAGGAAGAAAGUGAGAACGAAGCUGUAAACUGUGACAGAGGCAGCGAGGAAGAGGAAUCCCCUGCUGCCCCCGACCAAGGAGCAAGGGAGCCCAGGGACCCUGCCUGGGAGGGGGAGGCCGCAGGAGCCCUGAGCCCGGACAGAGAAACCAGCAAACCAGAAGGAACCCACCAUGGCCCACACCGUGAACCUAUGGGGAGCCCCGUUCAGUGUCACAGAGGGUACGUCUUCAUGGAUUUCAGCAGCGAAGAGGAGGUGAAGAGAGCCCUGAAGUGCAACCGGGAGUACAUGGGUGGGCGCUUCAUCAAGGUGUUCAGGGAGAAGCAAGUCCCUAUAGCCAAGGGGCCCCUGCAGAAGAGCGCACAGCCAUGGCAAGGCUGGACACUCCGGGAGAACAAGGAGGAGAAGGACGUGGCCAGCUCUGGAAGACUCUUUGUGCAUAACCUGCCCUACACGAGCACCGAGGAGGAUCUGGAGAAGCUCUUCUCCACCUAUGGUCCCCUGUCAGAGCUCCAGUACCCCAUUGACAGCCUGACCAGGAAGCCCAAGGGCUUCGCCUUUGUCACCUUCAUGUUCCCUGAGCACGCGGUGAAGGCCUACGCGGCCGUGGACUGACAGGUGUUCCAGGGCAGGAUGCUGCAUGUGCUGCCUUCCACCAUCAGGAAGGAAGCCAGUGAGGACACAGACGUCCCCGGCUCGUCCUACAAGAAGAAGAAGGCGUCUGAGGACAAAGCCCACAGCUCCAGUUCCCACAACUGGAACACGCUGUUCAUGGGGCCCAAUGCCGUGGCCGAUGCCAUCACACAGAAGUACAGUGCCACCAAGAGCCAAGUGUUCGACCAUAAGACCAAGGACAGCGUGGCCGUGCGCGGCCCUCUGGGAGACUCAGCGCUGGUCCAAGAAGUGCAGCACUUCCUCAUCGACAACGGCAUCAGCCUGGACUCUUUCAGCCAGGCGGCAGCAGAACGAAGCAAGACUGUGAUUCUGGCCAAGAACCUCCCGGCAGGCACCCUGGCGGCCGAGCUGCAGGAGACCUUCAGCUGUUUUGGGAGCCUGGGCCGCGUGCUGCUGCCCGAGGGUGGCGUCACUGCCAUCGUGGAGUUCCUGGAGCCCCUGGAGGCCCGCAAGGCUUUCCGACACCUGGCCUAUUCCAAGUUCCACCAUGUCCCCCUGUAUCUCGAGUGGGCUCCAGUUGGCGUCUUCUCCAGCACAGCCCCUCAGGGGAAAGAGCCCAAGAAGCAUCUGUGGGAGAGAACAUGGUGGAGCCAGAAACCGGCAAGAACAGGUCAAUGUCGUGGGCAGGCUGGCGAGGGGUGGGCAGAGAGCCAGGAGCAGUUCAGCAGACCGCUGCUUUACGGCUUUGUUCAUCCACAGACCAGCGGGUCUCGGUCUCUGAUUAUGCAGGUGUUAAAACAUCCCUGAAAAACAGCAUCAGAGCCGGGUGAAGGGGCCCACGCCUGUCACCCCAGCAGCUCAGGAGGCUGAGGCAGGAGGAUCCUGAGUUCAGAGGCAGCCUCAGUGAGACCCUGUCUCUAAAUACAUGCAAAAUAGGGCUGGGCUGGGGCUCAGUGGUGAAACACCCCUGAAUGCAUUUCCUGGUACCAUAAAAAAAGAGAUCAGAAUCACGAGUGCACCGUAAUGUAGCAUAUUUUUAGUUUGUCACCUAAUGGUUAAGGGAAGAAAACCUAGAUCUCUUCAUACCCAGAAGAGCCCAUGAAAGCCCAGAGCUCCAUUGGUGGCUGAGGGUUUGGGGAGCCUGUUCUGGAGUGGCUCAGUGCCCUCUGAUGUCCAGCGACUGCCCAGGCAGGAAAGGAAAGACCAAUGUGUGUCCCCAGCCACAGGGGUGCCAGCCCCCUGGGUACCCCCUCACAGUGGGGCAUUUGAGGCAGGAUGAGGUUUUCCUUCAGGACUGUGGUGCACACUGCAGGUCAUGGCUUGGCCCUGGCCCUCGCCCGUCAGGAUGCCAAAACCUGAGACCCUCCCCGUCCCCCAGCUGCCCCUAGGAGACAGGCAGCUUCCCAUGGAACCACGUAGUCUGGAGACCACGACCACGUCUUAGAAUAGACACCUGGAGGGAGGUUCUGAGGACUGGGUUGUUUGACCCAGAUGUUCAGAUUUUACCUUCGGCCCACCCCCGCCACACAGGGCUUCCAGUUGCUCAGUUUACUAGGAUAAGGAUUUUCCUCUUAAAGAUAGACUGUCUCUUGUUUACCACCCUCGUUGUUCUAAUAUAUUUACAAAAAAUUAAAGUGUUUUACGGUUUGGAAAAAAAAAGUAGAGGAGGAGUCGUCUCUGGUCAGCCAGUGUCGGUUGGAUUCUGCGGCCUUCUCUGAGCACAGGCCUUCCGCCAUGCCUGCGGCUCAUGUCCGCUCCCCGUGGGUCUUCAGGACUGGCCGUCUGUGCCGCGUGAGGUGACCACCCCUCGCGGCUGGCUGCUGCCUGAGUUUGUUCCCACCAGAGGGUCCACUCCACAGCAGCAUCUGCCUUGCUGACCACAGCACCCUGCGGAGUGCCAGGCCCCGGGAGUGACAGAGGGCAGAGUGGCACCUGCUCCCUGCCUGCUGGCCUGCCCUCCACGUCCUUCCACUCAGGAGCCACUGCUGG